CUUUUUUCUUUUGUUCGUUUCCACCAAAGCACAAAACACUACAACAGCAUGGCAAUGCAAGAUCGCAUGGACGCGUUGCUGCUCUCGAUUGCGCAGCAGCACGACGGCAUCUCGUCGCUCCUGGACACGUUCUUUGGCUUUCUCGAGCGCAAGACUGACUUUUUCACUGGCCAGGAUGCCAAGGUCGGCGAGGCGACCGUCCUGAAGGCCCUUCGAACGGUGCAGAAGCGCGUCGAAACCAAGCAGCCGGCAGCCAGCAAGCCCAAGCCAGCCCCUGCUGCUGCUCCUGCUGCUGCUCCUGUUGCUGCGGCCACUGCAACGCCUGCCGCUGCGGCCACGACGACACGGCUGCCAGCGAACGCGCCAUCUGGCUUGGUCGAGCUUCCCGACGAUGAGCCAGUCACUGCGCCUGCUCCCGUUGCUGCCGCUGCAUCUGCUGCUCCCGCUACUGCUGCAAGUGGAUCUGUUACGUCUACGUCUACUCCAACUGCUGCCGCUGCUGCCGCGCCGGCAACGUCCGCCAAUCCGUCGGCACCAUCAUCGACCUCGUCUGCGGCCAACGCUGACGAAGAGCCCCUCGAGGCUGGCAAGCAACGGCCAAACCCUGGCAAUGGCGGGUCGACCGAUGUGUACAACUGGGCUCAGUCGCUGGCGGAUGUGGAAGUGCGCAUCCCUCUCAAGGUCAGCUUUGCCGUCAAGUCGCGCGACAUUGUGUGCGAGAUUGGCAAGCGAUCGUUCAAGCUGGGCCUGAAGAACAAGCCGCCGAUGGUCGAGGGUGAGCUCUUCAACGACAUCAAGAAGGAGGAUUCGUUCUGGAACAUUGAGGAUGGCAAGAUGGUUGUGAUUAGUCUUCAAAAGAUCAACACGAUGGAAUGGUGGCCGUGCGUCAUCAAGGGACACCAAGAGAUCGACCUCAAGAAGGUGGAGCCCGAAAACUCAAAGCUGACCGAUCUGGACGGCGACACGCGCGGAAUGGUUGAAAAGAUGAUGUUUGACCAACGUCAGAAGGAGAUGGGCUUGCCCACGUCCGACGAGAUGAAAAAGCAAGAGACUCUCAAGCGAUUCAUGGAGCAACAUCCCGAGAUGGACUUUUCCAACGCCAAGUUCAACUGAAGCGAAAUGCGAAUUGUGGAUGCGCCCACCGAAAAGGCCCUGUCGCGGUGAUUCAACUCAUCGAUGCUCAAAUCACCUUGUACUUUUUUUUGUUUCUCACAAACUGUUGUCGUACUUUAUCAUCACGAACAAAAACAACCUGUUCAAAAACAAACUCCACAGUGCUGCUUGUGUC
This is a messenger RNA of Capsaspora owczarzaki ATCC 30864, 1288 nucleotides long. Its product is annotated as nuclear movement family protein. The record is from RefSeq and is a predicted model, not a curated record. The transcript is spliced from 2 exons. Lineage: Eukaryota; Filasterea; Ministeriida; Capsasporidae. The coding region runs from base 49 to 1113 and encodes 354 amino acids. Gene Ontology annotation, biological process: protein folding. Gene Ontology annotation, cellular component: cytoplasm.